Messenger RNA from Mesocricetus auratus (golden hamster), 2625 nucleotides. It is a transcript of the gene Las1l, whose product is annotated as LAS1 like ribosome biogenesis factor. Gene Ontology annotation, cellular component: preribosome, large subunit precursor; Las1 complex. Gene Ontology annotation, molecular function: endonuclease activity. The record is from RefSeq and is a predicted model, not a curated record. Lineage: Eukaryota; Metazoa; Chordata; Mammalia; Rodentia; Cricetidae. The transcript has 14 exons. The coding region runs from base 127 to 2433 and encodes 768 amino acids. Gene Ontology annotation, biological process: maturation of LSU-rRNA; maturation of 5.8S rRNA.
GACGAGGUGGCCGCCGCUUGAAGCGAGGGUUGCACGUUAACUGGGAAAGUGUUGGAAGCGCGCGACCCGCGGCAUUCUUCAGCUCUGGUGGAAUCCCAGGACUAGACCUGGUCUUGGCCCCCAGAGAUGGAUCGCGUGUGGCGUGCGUGGGACGGACAGUCCUUCAAAGACAGUCAGCCUGAGCCGCCGAGUCCAGAGGGUAUCGUGGUCUCCUGGCUCAGCAGGGCUGAGUGGGAUCAAGUGACGGUUUAUCUGUUCUGCGAUGAUCAGAAAUUGCAGCAGUAUGCGCUGAACCGUAUUACAGUGUGGAGGAGCAGGUUAGGCAACGAACUGCCCCUGGCAGUGGCUUCUACUGCUGACCUGAUACGAUGUAAGCUCAUGGAUGUAGCUGGUGGCUUGGGCACUGAUGAACUUAGACUGCUCUAUGGCAUGGCAUUGGUCAGGUUUGUGAAUCUUAUCUCAGAGAGGAAGACCAAAUGUUCUAACCUCCCCCUCAAGUACCUGGCUCAGGAGGUGAACAUUCCAGACUGGAUUGUUGAACUUCGCCACAAGUUGACCCACAAGAAAAUGCCCCAUAUAAAUGACUGCCGCAGAGGUUGCUACUUUGUCCUGAGUUGGCUCCAGAAGACAUACUGGAGCCGUCAGCUGGAGGACAGCCUGAAAGAGACCUGGGAGUUGGAAGAGGACCCGAUAGAGAUAGAAGAACAGCAAGAAGAGGAAGGUGAAAUUAUUGUUGAUGAUGUAAUGGAAGAGAACCCAGAGCCUCAGGAUGAUGACAAAGAGGAUGAGUUGGCCGUCGAGGAUGAUGCAAACAAUAAAGACAAUAAAGAGGCGGCUCCUCAUCCAGAACCGAGUCCAAGACAUAAGGAGUUGUAUGAAAAAGCACGGGAACUUCUGGUGUCAUAUGAAGAGGAGCAGUUUAAGGUGCUGGAGAAAUACAGACAUUUACCUCAAGCUAUUAAGGUGUGGAAUAACCUCUCCCCAUGUGUACAGUGUAUCCUGGAAGAACUCAAGAGCAUUACAUGGGAGAACAGGAAUGCUGUGCUGGAUGCUUUUCUGGAUGACGGCUUCCUCAUUCCCACUUUGGAGCAGUUGGCAGCUUUGCAGAUAGAGUAUGAAGAUGGCCAGACUGAGGUCAAGAAAGGGGAAGUUACUGAACCAAAUUCACACAAAAACAUCGACUUGAAUGACGUCUUGGUGCCAAAGCCAUUCUCUCAGUUCUGGCAGCCCCUGCUCCGAGGUCUGCACUCCCAGACCUUCACACAGGCCCUGCUGGAGAGGAUGUUCUCUGAGUUGUCUACCUUGGGGAACAGUGGGAUUCGACCUACCUACAUCCUUAGAUGGACUGUUGAACUGAUCGUGGCCAACACCAAGACUGGACGGAAUGCUCGGAGGUUUUCUGCAAGCCAGUGGGAAGCAAGAAAGAGCUGGAGGCUGUUCAACUGCUCGGCCUCCCUUGAUUGGCCCCAGGUGGUCGAGUCCUGCUUGGGCUCACCUUGCUGGGCCAGCCCCCAACUCCUUCAGCUAGUCUUCAAAGCCAUGGGGCAGGUCUUGCCAGAUGGGGAGCAGGAGAAGCUGCUGCGUGUCUGUUCCAUUUAUACUCAGAAUGGAGAGAAUGAUGCGGCAAAGACAAGCGCAGCGUCCUCUUCCACUGGGAAAAGUCCAUACACAUUGGAUACCUUACAUCAAGACUUAAAACCAUCUGGUGCCAACUGUGAGUCUGAAGAAAAUGUUCAACAGAAGGACCAAGGCAGCCUUAAGGAUGCCAAGCAAGGGGAGGAAAAAGAGAACGAGGGGGAGGAGCAGGAAGAGAACGAGGAGGUACAGGAUGAGGAAGAGGAAGAGGAGGAGCAAAAGGUCUUUCAAGAUCAGAUGGAGGAAGAUGUAGAGGAGAGUGACUUGGAAGGGGAAGAAGAGGAAGUGUAUGAGGAUGAAGAUGUUGAUGAAGAUGACGAAGACGAUGACGACGACGACGAUGAUGAUGAUGAUGAUGAUGAUGAUGAUGAUGAUGAUGAUGAUGAUGAGAGAAUGGAGUGGGGGCCUUUCUCUCUCAUGAAGGGAGCCUAUGUUUUUGAGAAUACUAGGAUCGCUUCCCGGAAAAGAGAGGCUUUGCAGGGUUCAGCAUGGCAAGUAGGCCCUGAAGAUGUGCGAUGGGGUACAUUCCCUAUAGGCCGAAUACCAGGUCAGACUGACGACCCAGCAGAAUUUGUGUUGGAUAAUUACGACACCAUGUAUCUUUUGGACCAACCUGUCCUAGAGCAGCGGCUAGAACCCCCAAAGUCCAGGAAUUGCGCUCUGAACCUAAGUUGUUGUGGAGGCAGUAACAACUCUAGCAGCAGCAGCAGCAGCAGCAGUGGCGGCGGCAACUUGGAAGGCCUUCUCUGGAAUCAGGGACAACUGCAUGGACUCAAAGCUGGCUUGCAGCUAUUCUGAUGGCUGUCCUGAUGCAAGUGUCUUUGCAGCGCCACUAUAGCUCAGUCCAGAGUCCAUCCAUAGUACAGACUGGAAAACCUGGGAGACAGUUCAGAUCAGCUCCAUCAAUUCAGCUUUCCACCAGAGUGGAAACUUGAAUUUCCCCCCAUAUUUUCUGUUGUGUUUUGAAACAUAAUAAACAGAUUUUUGUCA